UUAGCCUCAUCCAAGGUACAUUAAUUCUAUAUCUUAGGGAUUUCUUUGGCUUCUCCGUGUUUAGCAGCGGCGUUUGAAAGCUUUGCAGCACAGACAUGAGACCGGAUCGAGUGUGUGUGCUGGAGCGGAGUCGCUGUGGAGGAGUGAAGUGCUGAAGAUGACGCUGUCGCUCCUGAAAUGACCGGCUAGCUAGGCUAACGGCUAGCAUGUCCGCCUUGACUGUAGUCUGACGCUAGCUGACAUUAAAGGCUAGUUGCAGUUCUUCAGUUUGGCACUCGCACUGCAGCGGACCGUCGUUCAAGGGUACUGGUGUAAACUCCCAUGCGGAAGUUGAGGAGGUGGGAAUGUGAGACAGCUGUUUACAGAGUCAACAUGGGUAGGGGUCGAGGACGAGGGAGAGGAAGGGGUAGGGGAUCGUCUGGCCAGUUGCGGCCUCCCUCUCCCUACAGACUGCAACUCUCACCGUCCAGGGAGACUUUGACAUAUGCUCAGGCUCAGAAAAUAGUGGAAGUGGACCUAGAUGGACGGCUCCAUCGGAUUAACAUCACCGAUCCUCUGCCCAUCAUAACCGAGGAUGAGAUGACGGCCCAGGACAUUACUGAAUGUAACAGUAAUAAGGAAAACAGUGAGCAGACGCAGAAUAAGACCAGGUCGUGGAGGAAGCCCUCAAACAGUAAAAGCAGGAAGAGUGGGAAAAAUACGACUCAUCAGAACCAACGAUCGGGCUCACACCAGCACACAGGAGAGGCCAAUUCCUUUCAGCACUCAUCCAACCAAAGCGCUCUUCCUGAGCCCACCUUUCGAACGCUGAGUACAGUUUGUCCCACAGAAGCACUUCCUCUCCCUAAGGCAUAUUACCGUUUCAUUGAAAAGUCGGGAGAGGAACAGGACAGUGUGGCAGAGUAUGACAUGGAUGAGGAGGACCUGGCCUGGCUGGAGAUGGUGAACCAGAAGAGGGUGUGUGACGGUCACGCCUCUGUAUCUGCGGACACGUUUGAGCUGCUGAUUGAUCGCCUGGAGAGGGAAUCCAUCCUGGAGUCCCGCAGCCAGGCUCUGUCCCAGAAUACCGUCGACGAGGACGCCUUCUGUUGCGUGUGCUUGGACGACGAGUGUCUCAACAGUAAUGUCAUCCUGUUCUGUGACAUCUGCAACUUGGCCGUCCACCAGGAGUGUUACGGCGUGCCCUACGUCCCCGAGGGCCAGUGGCUGUGCCGCUGCUGCCUGCAGUCCCCCUCCCGCCCUGUAGACUGUGUGCUCUGUCCCAACCAAGGAGGUGCCUUCAAACAGACAAGUGAUGGACGUUGGGCCCAUGUUGUCUGUGCCAUAUGGAUCCCAGAGGUGUGCUUUGCCAACACAGUGUUUUUGGAACCUGUUGAGGGGGUCAAGAACAUCCCCACUGCUCGCUGGAAGCUCACCUGUUACCUGUGUAAGCAAAAGGGAAGAGGAGCAUCUAUUCAGUGCCACAAAGCCAACUGUUACAGGGCCUUUCAUGUCACCUGUGCUCAGAAGGCCGGGCUCUUUAUGAAGAUAGACCCGGUCCGGGAGACAGGGGUCAAUGGUACCACCUUCUCCGUGAAGAAGACUGCUUUCUGUGAGCAUCACUCCCCUGUUGGGUUUCGGCGGGACGGAUCAGGAGACGAGUCCGUGGAAGGAAGACUGGUGGGUGGCAGAGGGAACCGAGGUCAAAGGUCCUAUACUCAGAGCUCCCCCUCACCGUCAAACAAGAAGGCUACUAAAGGCCAGAAGAAGAAGAACACUAAAGGGUCUGGUGGGUCAACGCGUCGCUCAAAUGUGCCUGUGCUGCUCGUGCCUCAGAUCCCUUCUCACAGACUGAACAAGAUCUGCACAGGAGUUGAAGUCCAGAGAAAGAAUCAGUUCAUGCAGCGGCUUCACAACUACUGGUUACUAAAGCGGCAGUCACGAAACGGGAUGCCUUUAAUACGUCGACUCCAUUCCCAUCUGCAGGCACACAAGACUGCAGAGCAGCGGGAGCCGGAUGAGAAGCUAAGUGCCGCAAGAGAGGAGCUUCGAUACUGGCAGAAGCUGAGGCAAGACCUAGAAAGAGCCAGACUUCUGGUGGAGCUGAUCCGUAAGAGAGAGAGGCUAAAGAGAGAACAGAUGAAAAUUCAGCAGGCUGCUCUCGAGUUGAAGUUGACCCCAGCACUGGUGCUUCUCCGAUCUACCCUGGAACAACUGCAGGAGAAGGACACAGCCAAAAUCUUCUCUCAGCCGGUCAAUCUAUCAGAGGUCCCAGAUUACUUGGAGUUCAUUUCCCAGCCCAUGGAUUUCUCCUCCAUGCGCGCCAAACUGGAGGGGCAUGCGUACUGCUCCAUCGCAGACCUGCAGAGAGACUUUGAACUCAUGAUUUCUAACUGCCUCAAAUACAACUCCAAGGACACCAUGUUUCACAAGGCAGCUUUGCAGUUACGGGAGGUGGGUGGCGCUGUCCUCCGCCACGCCCACAGACAGUCUCAAAGCAUUGGCUUAGACCCCAACACCGGCAUGCAUCUCCCAGAUGCCCCAAACAAACAUGGCUUCUACCACUGUACGUGGGAUGACGUUGACUCUCUUCUGGACCCAGAGAACAGACUACACUUAACCACAGACGAGCAACUAAAGGCCCUGCUGGAUAAAUUGGAUGUCGUCGCGUCCAUGAGAACCAGUGGCGGACGAACCAAGCGAAUCAGGCUGCUGCGCCGGGAAAUCAACGCACUCAGACAGAAGAUGAACCAGCAGCAGCAGCAGCAGCAAAGCGCUCAGUGUGUGAGCAGUAAUGACAAAGAAGAUGAAGGAAAAGACAAUGAUGAAGAGGAAGAGGUGGAGGAGAGGAAGACCAAGAAGAAAAAGAAGAAGGAGAAGGAAAAGAAAUCAAAGAAGAUGGACAGUGUGGACAGUGGACGUUUGACUGCAGUGUCUAACUGUGGGACAGAUGACUCCCCUCCCGUGUUAGAACUUACCUGUCCGGUGUCGUCACCACUGCCAGGCGAUGCUCCUCUAGAACCUCCUGUACUGGGCAUCGUGACCGGAGGGCGGAGGUCACCCGGGCGCUCCUACAAGCGUCAGCGGUCGUCCCGCAGCGGGAGCAAAAGCCAAGGCGAAGACGAGGCCGAGGUCGGUGAAACGCCGUCCUCUCAACCAGAGGCUUUUCACGAGGUCACGCCUCUGGGGAAACCCCCGACUCUGCCUUUGGCGGGAGUCGGCCGCCGCACCUCCAUUUUGUUUAAGAAAGCGAAAAACGGGGCGCGGCUGACGAAAAACAAGUCCCCGCCACAACAGAACAGUAAAACGUCCGAGGACAAAACCAACGGGUUGGACAGCACCCCUGCUAGUCCAAAGUCACCCAGUGUGACCACCUUACCUCCCACUCCAAACCCCUCCCCUGCACCUCACUCCCCGUCCUCGCACCACCUGAGGUCCAGAGGACUCAGCUCCGAGGGCGAAGCGGACAAACACUCGCCGCCAGUCAGAGAAGCAGGCCUCACUAAUGGGAAGCACCACUCUGCAGACCAUGAUGAUGACGACGACGACCAAACACUGAAGAGUAGUGUCUCACCACCCAAACGCAGUCGGGGUAAACCCGCUCUGGCCAAAGUCCCUAACAGUGAGAAUGGAGACGUCUCUGGGUCUGGAAAGUCUACACUUCUGUCUUUAGAUAUUGAGACAGAGCUCGCACCACUGGACCUAGUUUGGGCCAAAUGCAGAGGAUAUCCUUCAUACCCAGCUAUGAUUGUUGACCCUGACAUGCCCCAGGAAGGGCUUCUUCACAACGGCAUCCCGAUCCCCGUGCCUCCCGCGGAGGUGCUCAAACUGGGCGAGUGGAGACAAACGGACGAAGGCGAAAAGCUUUUCUUAGUGCUCUUCUUUGACACUAAAAGAACUUGGCAAUGGCUCCCUCGUAGCAAACUACUGCCCUUGGGGAUGGAUGACACUGUAGACAAGCUGCGCUUAAUGGAGGGCAAGAAACCCAGCGUUCGCAAGUCUGUUCACACUGCGUACGACAGGGCCAUAUUACAUUUAAACCACGUAAGAGGAAAUGUCAACUUCACUCCCUCCAAUUUUAUAUAAAUUUUAGCUAAAAAGGAAAACGUUAUCAUUUUUAACAGGCUGCCUGGUUACAUGUAAAGAAGCUUCUUCAUCUCUACUGAUAAAAAAAAAAAAGGGUGGAAAAGUAAAUAUAAGGAUUGCCAACAUUUCCAGCAGUUGCAGGUAUUUUGAAGGUUUUCUGUACAAAAGUGAAGCUCUGGUUUUUAAAAUGGAGAGAGAGAGUGCUGAAAAAGUGCUUCAACACAAUUUUGUAGAUGAAUUUGUUCACUUAUUCACUUACUUUUUUAAAAGAAAGACGGUUUUACACAACCACUGUUGUUGCUAUGUGUUUUAUUUUAGGCCAAAGUGAGUCGAGAAGUGUAAAUAUUCGAUCAUGAAAGGGAUUGUCUUGAUUCAAAACUGUAUUUAGAUUGUAUUAGCCAUAGAAAUGUCACUGUUUAUCGAGGUCGUGAGAGUCCCCACUUAAUCAUGUCAUAUCUGGGCCGUCACUGUCCCGAGUGGUACUGGCAAUAUUAAAUUAAAAAUAUUUAUUUAAUGUUAACUCGUGUUUUUCCGAAUUGAUGCUCAAGUAAAAAAUGAAAGACAAAUGUUCAGCUGACACUUUGAAUCUGGAGAGGUUGUGAGGUAAAAAAACCCCAGUGUUUAUACAACAUUUGAAUUGAUAUUGUAUAUUAAUACCAAGCGCUGCUCUGUAGAUUAUUACAGAAAAAUACGAUUCACAUUAGUAGAAGCACUGAUAUAUAUUGUGGCCAAAACAUUCUUGAAUUUUUAAGUCCAACUAUGACAUGUUGUGGGUGGGACUUGAGAGGUUUCUACUUAUUUUUCCAUAUUGUGAAACUGUAUUAUGAUACUAGGAUGUGGAAGUACCUUUUUUUAGAUGUGAUACCACUACAGAGGUUAUUUUGUGGUUAUGAUGACAAAGUCCACUGAAAUCACCCAAAUGAAGAACUUGCAGUUGAUUGCAAAUCUGGCUGGAAUGACUUGAAAAGCACAAUUGGCCAUAAAAAAAAAAAGAUAACUUAAGGACUGGCAACUCCUGGAGCCACGUGUGGCAUAAAAAUGUGUGUGUGAGUGUGUGUGAGUGUGUGUGUGUCGACUAUAUACAAAUACUGUAUGUAUACAAAGUUACUGUAGUAAAGGUGCAUGUGUAUAGUUCUGUAAAUAUGUAAAUGUAUGUUUAUAUUGGCUUACAUGAAGUAAUUUAAGGAAUGCAAAAAUCAAAUUUAGAUUUUAAUUUAUAAAUUUGUGGCAGCCGAGAGUGUUAUUUAAGAAGUAAUAUGGAAAAGAUUUAUGUAUGAUGCUCAGUAGCUCUUGUAGUAGUAAUGGUAUUGACCAACAUGUCAGAACAUGUUCUUUUUACAGUGAGGCGGCAUAAAUACCUGGGCUCUGUGGACAGCAGUGACUGCACUUGCCUAUGAGGGUGUUUUUUUUUUUUUGUUUGUUUGUUUGUUUUGCUGGCACAGGUUUUCGAUCUUGUCAUUUGAAUUAUUCUGCAAGAUCCCAAAAUCUGCCUGAGACAAUAUUUUCUCAUACAAGAAUAAAUGCUGUUUGAAACAA
Molecule: messenger RNA, 5601 nt
Organism: Solea senegalensis (Senegalese sole)
Lineage: Eukaryota; Metazoa; Chordata; Actinopteri; Pleuronectiformes; Soleidae
Gene: brpf3a
Product: bromodomain and PHD finger containing, 3a
Exons: 13
Coding region: 322-4065 (1247 amino acids)
Biological process (GO): regulation of transcription by RNA polymerase II
Cellular component (GO): MOZ/MORF histone acetyltransferase complex
Molecular function (GO): protein binding
Source: RefSeq, a predicted model, not a curated record